AUGGCUGCCUCAUCAUCUUCUUCUCAAGAAAAGUAUGAGGUGUUUGUCAGUUUCAGGGGCGAGGACACCCGCGAUGGUUUUACUGGACAUCUUUAUAAUGCUUUGUGUAAAAUGCAUAUCAACACAUACAAGGAUGAUGUAAACCUCAAAAGUGGGCAUCGUAUAUCAGAAAUUGAGAAUGCGAUUAAGGAAUCUAAGAUUUGCAUAAUAGUUUUCUCUAAAGAUUUUGCAUCUUCCACAUGGUGUUUAGAUGAAGUGGUUCGCAUACUCGAAUGCAAGAGAGGUGGAAAUGAUAUCAUACCCAUUUUUUAUGGCAUAGAACCAUCCAUUGUACGGAAACAGGAGCAGAGUUAUGCAGUAUCAUUUAGUAAACAUGAACAACGUUUUCAGGACAACAUGGACAAGGUGCAGCAUUGGAGGGAUGCUCUCAAUGAAGUGGCUGCUAUCAGCGGUUAUGAUUCAAAGAAUGCAAGGCCUGAAUACAAGUUUAUAGAUGAAAUUGUUGAAGAUAUUUUGUCGAAGUUGUCUAGAUACACAUCAACCUGUGAUCAUUCCAAGUGGGGCUUGAUUGGAAUUGAAAAUCGCAUCAAGGAGAUUGAACGAUUAUUAUGCAUUGACUCAAUGGAUUUAUCUCGUCGUUUCGAAAGUCGUUGCUUCCUUCGCAAUGUUAGAGAAGAAUAUGAAAAGCGUGGCGUAAAGAAAUUGAGCAAGGAACUUCUUUCCCAGCUUUUCUAUCAUGAUAAAACUAUUCCAAGCUUGGAAUCAACUCAUCUUCAAGAGAGACUCUGCCGCACGAAGGUCCUUAUAGUUCUAGAUGAUUUGGAUGAUUCAAUAUCCCAAUUAAAUGAACUGUUACCUAAAGGGUACAAGUUCGGUGCUGGAAGCAGAAUCAUUGUCACAACCAGGGAUGCACAAUUGCUCAAAUCAAGGACAGAUGAAGUUUACGAGGUUAAGAGAUUAAAUAAUGUUGAAGCUCUUAAGCUCUUCCUCUUACAUGCUUUUGAAAAUAAUCGUGAUCUUGAAGGAUACGAAGUUUUAUCAAAAAGUGUGGCCGAUUAUGCAGAUGAAUGGAAAAGUGCAUUGGAUAAGCUGCAAACAGUGCCAGUUCGGAAAAUUGAGAAAGUGUUGAGAAUAAGUUUUGACCAACUAGGCAAAAGAGAUAAAAAAGGCUACACAGACAUUCAGGAUGUAUUUCUUGACCUUGCAUGCUGGCUUGUUGAUGGAGUUGGGAGAGAAUUUGUAGAAAGCAUAACGCAUCACCCUGGUGGAACCAAAAUAAUAAGUGAUCUCAUUGAUAAGUGCUUAAUAAUUGAAGAUUACAACAGAUUGUCCAUGCAUUCUUUAAUACGACAGAUGGGUCAGGCAAUCGUUUGUGAUGAGAACAAAGAACCAGGAAAUCGUAGUAGGCUGUGGAAGGCUAAGGAUAUUUGCCAUGUAUUGGAGAGAAAUACGGGAAGCUGUACAAUGGAAGGCAUGUUAUUGCACCUGCGUGAACUUGGGAAGGAUGUUAGAGUGAGGCCUACAGCAUUCUCAAACAUGUACUGUCUACGAUUUCUUAGAUUUUUUGACAGUCUAUGUGACUUUGGAUUUGCUCGUUCUAAUAAAAUGUAUCUUCCUUCUGAAGGUAUUGAAUAUCUUUCCGAUGAGUUAAGAUAUUUUCAAUGGGAUUUAUACCCUUCAAAAUAUUUGCCCUCAAAUUUUAGUACAGAAAAUCUUGUUCAACUUGUUAUGCGUCAGAGCCAACUUGUGGAGCUACCUUGGAAUGAACACCAGCCCAUUGGGAAUUUAACGGAAAUCGAUCUUAGCUAUUGUGAGAGCCUUAUUCAAAUACCAAAUUUGUGUGCGGCUACAAAUCUUCAACGGAUAAAUUUUAGAGGUUGUAAAAGUUUGGUUCAAGUUCCUUCAUCUUUUAAGAAUCUGGACAAGCUUGAGUGUCUAGAUUUGGGUCUGUGUGAUAAUUUGAAAGAUGGUUUAGAAAAUCUUCCAUUGAAUAUAAGGGUAUUAUUUUUGGCUCGUACGGCAAUAGAAGCAUUGCCCUCAUCAUUUUCGUGCCUUAUGAAGCUUGAAUAUUUAAAUUUGAGUGAGUGUGAGAAUAUGACAAAUGGCAUAGAAAAUCUCCCAUCGAAUCUCCAAACUUUAACUUUGUCUGGAUGCAUAAAAUUGGAAGAUAUACAAAAUAUUCCAAGUUCGAUAGGUAUAACUGAAUUAGAAUUGGAUUUUAUAGGAAUUGAAACUCUGCCGGAAAGCAUUUGGAAGAUGAGAUGUCUGAAACAACUGAGACUUCAUGAUUGCCCAUACUUGGAAAUGCUUCAAGAAAUCUCGGAUGAUUGUAUGAGUUCAUCUCUUGAAAAGUUGGAUAUAUAUAGUUGUCCGAGUUUGAAAUCAAUAUCUGCAAGCAUUUGGAAGAAGAGUAAUCUGAAACAUCUGACUAUUGAAUAUUGCCCAGACCUGGAAAAGCUUCAAGAAGUCUCGGAUGACUAUAUGAGUUCUUCUCUUGAAGUGUUGGAAAUAAGAGAUUGUGCGAUAUUGAAAUCAAUACCGGAAAGCAUUUGGAAGAUCAGAUGUCUGAAAGAUCUGACUCUUAAGGAUUGCCCAAACCUGGAAAAUCUUCAAGAAAUCUCGGAUGAUUGUAUGAGUUCAGGUCUUGAAGAGUUGUAUAUAAGUGGUUGUACGAGAUUGAAACUUAAUCCAAUGCAAAAUUUGUGUGUGGCUAUAAAACUACAAAAGAUAGAUCUUGUAGGUUGUACAAGUUUGGUUCAAGUUCCUCCAUGGUUUAAGAACCUGCAAAAGCUUUCGCAUUUAGGUUUGGUUUGCUGUGAGAAUCUGAAAGACGGCUUAGAAAAUCUUCCAUUGAAUAUACUGUGGUUAUCAUUGUAUGGGACGGCAAUAGAAGCAUUGCCCUCAUCAUUUCGGGAUCUUGAGACACUUCUAUAUUUAACUUUGACUGAUUGUAAGAAUCUGACAGAUGGCAUAGAAAAUCUCCCAAUGAAUCUUCGAACGUUAUAUUUGAGUGGUUGUGAGAAAUUGAAAUCUAUACCGGUGCUUCCAUCACGUUUAAAUUAUUUGGAUGCAAGUAACUGCGCAUCGCUGGAUGCAAGUAUCUGCCUAUCGCUGGGGACAAUGUCAAGUUGGUGGGAUCUUCAACAAGUUGAUGAUGAUUUUGAAAGAUUGACUUGA
This is a messenger RNA of Ziziphus jujuba (common jujube), 3177 nucleotides long. RefSeq names its product disease resistance protein RML1B-like. Gene Ontology annotation, molecular function: ADP binding. The coding region runs from base 1 to 3177 and encodes 1058 amino acids. The transcript is spliced from 7 exons. Gene Ontology annotation, biological process: signal transduction; defense response. NCBI's taxonomy places the organism in Eukaryota, Viridiplantae, Streptophyta, Magnoliopsida, Rosales, Rhamnaceae. The record is from RefSeq and is a predicted model, not a curated record.